AGUCCCGCCUUCUCAGCCCGAGCCGGAGCCCGAGCCCCGCCGCCUGCUGGGCCCGCUGCAGCUCUCGCCGGCCCGCUGCGUCCCGCGGUCCCCUCUCCCGGCGGCCGGCCCUGGCCUCACCCAGCCCCCAUCAUGUCGCCCGCGGGGCUCCGCGGGGCCGCGCCGCUCGCCGCAAUCGCCCUCUUGGUGCUAGGGGCUCCCCUGGCACUGGCUGGCGAGAACUGCCUGUGGUACCUGGACCGGAAUGGCUCCUGGAAUCCGGGGUUUAACUGCGAGUUCUUCACCUUCUGCUGCGGGACCUGCUACCAGCGCUACUGCUGCAGGGACCUGACCUUGCUCAUCACGGAGAGGCAGCAGAAGCACUGCCUGGCCUUCAGUCCCAAGACCAUAGCAAGCAUCGCCUCUGCUGUGAUCCUCUUUGUUGCUGUGGUUGCCACCACCAUCUGCUGCUUCCUCUGCUUCUGCUGCUACCUAUACCGGCGGCGCCAGCAGCUCCAGAGCCCAUUUGAAGGUCAGGAGAUUCCGAUGACAGGUAUCCCAGUACAGCCAGUGUAUCCAUAUCCUGCGGACCCCAAAGCUGGCCCUGCACCCCCCCAACCUGGGUUCAUGUACCCAGCGAGUGGUCCUGCUCCCCAGUAUCCACUCUACCCAGCCAGGCCCCCAAUCUACAACCCUGCAGCUCCUCCACCCUAUAUGCCGCCACAGCCCUCAUAUCCAGGGGCCUGAAGAUCCAGCCACCCUGCUGUCCUUCAGUGAUGCUGACUUGGGAAGAUUCCCCAUUCUUUACCUGCAUUCUGCCCUGGGGGUGGGCAGGGGUCUUCUAGUCACCAAUCUGUAGACCAAGCCAAGUCCUGGGCCCUCUUGGGGACAGCACCCCAGAGAAGUGGAACAAGAACUGAGCUGGAAUUGAGCUGUGAAUGAGGGGUGGUGGGCAGGGCUUGGGAUUGAUGGGCCAUUUUCACUGGGGGCAAAAGAGGGAGAUGACAUCUUGAGUCACACCCCCAGCUUUCAAGUAGUCCUUCUGCUCCCAGGAUUCUAACUGGAAAGGCCAGGGCCCCUCCUAUUUGCCCAUUUUGUGUUGGGGUAGGAAGCUCCAUCAACAACUGGCAAUCGCCAUCCUGUCUGGCUGCCCACUGGCCAGGGCCCUGACUUGCUGGAUUAAAGCUGUACAGACGUGA
Messenger RNA from Cavia porcellus (domestic guinea pig), 1178 nucleotides. It is a transcript of the gene Shisa4, whose product is annotated as shisa family member 4. The transcript has 5 exons. NCBI's taxonomy places the organism in Eukaryota, Metazoa, Chordata, Mammalia, Rodentia, Caviidae. The record is from RefSeq and is a predicted model, not a curated record. Bases 133 to 726 code for a protein of 197 amino acids.